This is a messenger RNA of Serendipita indica DSM 11827, 978 nucleotides long. NCBI's taxonomy places the organism in Eukaryota, Fungi, Basidiomycota, Agaricomycetes, Sebacinales, Serendipitaceae. The record is from the annotation of a GenBank genome assembly.
AUGAGCGACUCACCAAAUGGCAUGCGGGAACGUGAUGCGCGACCUGCGGCCCUUAAUCUUUCCGAAGACUCGAAGAAAUUUAGUUUGGUGUCUCUGACGGUCCAAACGCCAACGUCGCAGCAAGCUCCGGGAACCAUAACGCGCACUCCGCCUCCGGCAAGAUGGAAUACCCCCGAAUUUAUUAUAUACGGAGUUUUAUUCGUGAUUGUCUUCCCUAUGAUGGUAUACUCGCCUAUGCAGCUGAGCUUGGAAUCCCAUCCAAACUAUCAUUUGUUCAAGCACAAACUAUCCAAGGGAUGGAUUCCUGGCCGACUCGUCGACAAUUCUGAUUCACAAUACCGCUCAAUACGGGGCAACCUCCUCAAUUUGACAUUAUUGGCGUUAGCGCAUCUUGGUCUUUCCCGACUAUAUGGAUUGCUCGCGUCCAGCUUUGGUUCACGCGCGACAGGCAAGAAGAGCGACAAUCUGCAUCGUAUACCGUUCAUGGCCAUGUUCGCUGUUGCGUUGGUUAUUGGACUCCAUGGAGCCAGCUCCCUAAAGGUGUUUGCCAUUAUCGGUGGCAACUAUUUCUUGGCGAAACAGCUCGGAGGGUCACGAAUUGCACCGCUUAUUCUGUGGACAGUGAACAUUAUGGUGCUUUUGUGCAACGAAAUCUACGAUGGCUAUUCAUUCUCUAGUGUCCACUCGAGCCUGGGAUUUCUGGAUGGAUAUCGUGGUUUCUAUCCACGGUGGCAUAUUUCCUUUAAUAUCACCAUGCUCCGCUUACUCUCCUUUGCAAUGGACUAUCAUUGGGCGAAAACAAAUUCAACCUCUCACUCCCCAGUUCCUCUCAACAUACGCCAGCGGACUUCGACUUCGCACCAUCUUGCCAACUACAAUUUUGUCAACUACGUCGCGUAUACAUUGUACCCUCCGCUCUACAUUGCCGGUCCAAUUAUGACGUUUAACGACUUUUAUUGGCAGGCAAGCUUUUUGUAA